This is a messenger RNA of Scophthalmus maximus (turbot), 1546 nucleotides long. RefSeq names its product SET domain containing 6, protein lysine methyltransferase (gene setd6). Gene Ontology annotation, molecular function: protein-lysine N-methyltransferase activity; protein binding. The transcript has 9 exons. Bases 124 to 1461 code for a protein of 445 amino acids. Gene Ontology annotation, biological process: peptidyl-lysine monomethylation. Lineage: Eukaryota; Metazoa; Chordata; Actinopteri; Pleuronectiformes; Scophthalmidae. The record is from RefSeq and is a predicted model, not a curated record. Gene Ontology annotation, cellular component: nucleus.
UGUCCCAGUGUCACGUUCGUGUUUUGAUUUUUCACGCGUCAGAGCUCGCGUGUCCCUGCCCGCUUUCCGUAGCUAGCUCCGGUUAGCUUCGAGGUAGCUAGCUACGUCCCUUGUUUCAGCGUCAUGGCAACUGAAGCAAAACGACUCAAGGUCGAUGGAGGCUCAUCUCCUCUGGAGAACUUCCUACAGUGGUGCAGUUCAGUCGGUCUGGUCCUCAGCGAUAAGGUGUACGUGAGUAAAGAGGGAACGGUCGCGGAGUACGGGAUGCUGGCGAAGGACAACAUAGAGGAAGGGGACGUGUUAUUCUCCAUCCCCAGAUCAGCCCUCCUGCACCAGGGGACAACCAGGGUCUCUGCCCUGCUGGAGAAAGAGAAGUCGUGUCUGGAGAGCUCCUCUGGCUGGGUUCCCCUGCUGCUGGCUCUGCUGCACGAGUGCACGUCCUCGCAGUCCCUCUGGAGACCCUACCUCUCUCUGUGGACGGACUUCAAGACGCUGGAUCACCCCAUGUUCUGGCCUAAAGAGGAGAGAGGCCGACUGCUGAGGGGGACGGGCAUUCCGGAGGCCGUGGACACGGACUUGGCCAACAUCCGCAGGGAAUACACAGACGUGGUGCUGCCCUUCAUCGCCCACCACCCUGACCUCUGGAACCCAGACACACACACGCUGGAGCUGUACACACAGCUGGUGGCCUUCGUCAUGGCCUACAGUUUCCAAGAGCCACAGGAAGAGGAUGAUGAUGAUGAAGAGGAGGAAGACGAGAAGGCCCCCAACCCGCCGAUGAUGGUUCCCAUGGCUGACAUGUUAAACCAUGUGUCCAAUCACAACGCCAAUCUGGAGUUCACACCGGACAGUCUGAGGAUGGUCUGUGUGCGGCCCGUUCGUAGAGGCGAGGAGGUUUUCAACACCUACGGGCAGAUGGCGAACUGGCAGCUGCUUCACAUGUACGGCUUCACAGAACCGUAUCCAAGCAACGGCAACGACACCGCCGACGUCCCCAUCGCCGACCUCUACAAGGUCGCCGCGCAAGGUAUUCAGUCUGAUGUGGACCGGCAGCUGAUGGAGGAGAAGUGGGAGAUGUUGCGUCAGAUGAUGCAAGAGAAAGCUGCAUUCGUCUUCGGUAAACACGGCUGCCUCACGGACACGGAGCUACACACUGCACUCAAGGUGCUGUGCAUGUCAAAGGACGAGUUCUCAGACUACAGAGAAAACGAAGGAUGGGAGGACGACGAGGAGGAAGACGAGGAGACUUUCUCUAACGAGGGUCUGCCAGGAUUAAAGGAUUCGUGGAAAUGGCUGAUUUGUGAAGCCGUCCGUCUCACUCUGGAGUCCUACGGAGAAGAGGUCGCGGAGGGCGAUAAGGCAGCACUUGGCGGACUGAGCAGCAGGCAGCGGAACGCGCUGCAGGUACAAUAUGGACAGAAGAGCAUCCUGCACAAAGUGAUGGAGCUCACCAAGUCAUGAGUUCAACGGUGGAAGCUAUUUUUUUAAUAUAUAUCUUGAAGGAAAUGUCAACUUCCCUUUGAAUAAAAAAUGUUAUUUUCUUCAA